GCACGGACGCACACACGCGCACAGCUGACGGUCGCCUGGCAGGGAGGCUCGAGGAGGCGAGGUCGACUACCACACACACAGAGCCUUCACGUCUUUUCCUCACUUCCUGUGACUCACUCAGUUCCUCCAUGCCUUGCUGAGGGAGGGAAUAGCACUUGGAGGAAUCAAGUCCGCCAGGUAACACAGGUGAGGCCCGACAGGUUCGCGUCAGCCAUGGAGCAAGAGGUGCUAAUUCGAGUGACAAACUCCUCUCCCUACAAAGCUCCCCUGAAGAGCCAUUCCUUCAAAACAACAAAAUGGAGAAGAAGAUCGGCUGAAGAAUUGGAAGCUCUAUCACUCAGCACCCUACGAGUACUGAAGAAGGAACUCGAGAAUAUUGCUCAGGAGGCCUCUGGAGAGCUGGUAGGACUCUUACAGGAACGACAGGGUUUACAGGAGGAGGUAGACAUAAGGUCCAUUACCAUUGAGCAGCUACUUAAAUUUGCCGAGAGACGACAAGUUCAGCUCAGGGAACCGCUGGCAAUACAAAUGAGUGUUGUAAGAAACCACCAAGAGGCAAAUGCUGAGAGUGGAUUAGGGUAGCAAAUAUUACGAGGCUAGUACCAAGUGUGCUAGGCUAGUCAUGGCGAGAAGCAGAUAGAGAUAUGGAGAGACUUGUUUUUGCCAUGAUAAGAGGCCAGUAGGAACGUAGCUCUCAUGCUAAAGUUAGGUACAACAUUUUGAAAAAUUACAAUGAAGUCCGCUGUAUUUCUGCUAAAAUAACUUUUGUAAAAUGAGAUUUAUUCCAAUUUGCUAUGUUGAAAUAAAAAGAAUUUGCAUAUCAAUGAUAUACACUUACUGAUAUUUAUGUGUGGUUUGCCUUUAUUCCAUGUGAUAGGAAUUGUGCUGGUAGUUUAACUUAGUGUAAACACUUUUCCACUAGAACCAAGUUUUGUAAGUACAUUCCUUUGGCUACUGGAUAUUUGUUUGUUAUUGUUGUGUGAUAGAUGAAUGUGUGAAUGUUUGUUUUAAUACCUGUUUUCAUUGAUGAUAUUUCUUCAUUAUUCUUUGAACAUUUGUUUCUAACACAUGUGACUCGUGUAAUAUAAGAAAGUCAUGUUUCAGAGACGAGAUGAUUUUAGUAUUACUAGUUUUUUAAAGACACUGUUAAAUACACACACUUUUCCUGGAGUAGAUAGCAGAAGACAUUGCUGUAUAUAUAAAACUUUAAUGCCCUCCAUUGUCAGAAAUAGGAUGACAAAUUUUGUUAGUCACCAUCACAGUUUUUCUAUUAUUUUGACAGCAAGAUAUUUUUAGAAUGCCUAUUUUCAAUAUUUACUAUUUAGCCCUAAGAUUUUCAUCACUGUAAUAUGCCCCAAGGAAUUUGAGUUAACGGUCAAGUUUGAUAGGGUAUAUACUCGGAGGUAGGUAUAUUUUGAAGUGGUUAUUGCUAUCUUUUUGAAGAAAGCCUUUUAACCAGCUUAUUCAUUCAUAUUUGUAAUCAAUAUAAAAUAUUCAUAAAUGACAGGUAUCUUCAUAAAUUGAUUCAUUGAUGUUAGUUAGACUUUAACUGUGUAAUUGUACAGUAUUCUUCACAUGAAUGCUAAAUGUAUUUUGAUAAGGCCUGUCAUAGUGACACAUUUUUUGUGAAUGUGUAUGAGGGAUAUCAUGGAUUAUUAAUGAUGUAUUAAAGUUGGGUUAUCUAAGAAAUGUAUACAGAUCAUUAUAACCUGAAAGCACUUGCAAAACUAGACCUUUUUGACUCAGAUUUCUUUGAACAUAAAUUUGUAGUAGUACCAGCACAGUAUAGUAACCAAUGAAGUGAGACAUCUUCACUGUUGCAGUGCUUUACGAGAAACACUUCACCUAAAUAGGGAAUCUUUAUACUAUCACUAAAAAUGUAUGGGCUUUUUACAUCCUGUAUUUAUCUCACUGAGAAAAGAUUCCCAUGCUUGCAUAUCCUCUCCUUGUGUACUGCAUGUAGAUAGAUGUCUUCUCUUUUGUUUUGUGUAUAGUAAGUAGGCAUCAAAGAUUAAAAGAAAGAUCUGUUAGAAAGUUUCUGAUUAAUGAAAGGGUUUAGAAUACACUAGAUUGAAAUUGCUACUCUGAAUCCUAAUAUAAUAUUUGGCAACUUGCAAGACAUGUAUUCUGGUAUAUAUUAUGGGAAAUUAGUGGGAUGUUGUAUGAGAAAAUGUCAUUUUUUAAUUUUCAGCAAAGACAAAUUCUCUUUGAUGUAUGUCACUUUUAGAAAUCCAGGAUGGCUCUCUUAUACUCAGGUAGCCUGAAGGGAGAGUGAUUUUAAUGAGAUAACAAUCUAUUCGUUUCUGAUUUUUAUUCUUUCUGUUUAGUUUUCCUGUUGGGUAUCUGUGCCUACUAGGAAAGAAAAACAUUUCCUUUUUUAUGAUAAUCUUUCUUGUUGAUAGGAAAUAUAUGAAUCAUUUUCACAAUUUGACUAAUAAAAGUUAUUUAAUUAUAAUGAGAAGAUAUAUAUUCAUUUAUAUAUAUAAUUAGUAGCAGCUAUGAUCAUGUGUAUAUAUAUAAAUAUAUAACCUUUUAAAAUCUAUAUCUUGUUCACAUACAUUUUGAUUGCUUUCUAAAAUGUUAAUCUCACAUAUGAACAGAAAAAUGCAAAGUGGAUUUGUUUCUUUUUUAUGACAUCAGUAAUGAUUGCAUUAAAAAAAAAUAUAUAUAUAUGUAUAUUUUUUAAGAUAUUCUUCUUUUUUCUUUUAACUUUCUUAUUACGUAAAAACAUUAUUUAUCUUAUGGCUUCAUGUACCAGUAGUUUCCUCCUUGGUGUGAAACUAGUAUCCUAUCUGAAUAAUUGUAUGAAAUGCAGUACUGAUACUUGUUUUGACUUUUUGUUCAUAGCCAAAGAAUGUCAAUUAAUAGAAUGUAUACUCUUGAGUGGAAAUGUUUUGUGUAGCUGAAUUUUGAGCAGUUACAUUAUGUGGUAGUACAGUAUGCUUUUCUGUAUUUUUUUGGUUGUGAUAUCUGGCAGUAUUUAUUCAUCUUAUUAUAGGUUUGAAUUGAUGGUUUGACAAGAUGUUAAUGGGCAUUAAACAUGACAUUUUGGUUUAACUGAACAUUUCUAAUACUGUGUAUGUGAUGUUUGUCAUUCAAAUUUUGUAACUUCCUCUCUUUCUGAAGAGAUCUACAAAUAAAUAACUCUUAAUGUGUUUGGUAUAAGAAUAUUUGUAGGUAAUGCUUUAUCAAUAUUAAAAGUCAUCAUUAAUAUGGCAUGUAUAUUAGUAGGACUUCUGUAAGCCAUUAGACCAAUGGAGCACGUGUCUGUUUAACAUGUGGCUCUAAGUCAAGUUGGAACCAUCACACCAGCGAGGGCCUAGAUGACGAUUAUAUCUGACUUCGUGUGACCCUUCAGUUUAAAGACUUUUCAUUGCUAGAUAACUCUUUCUGUCUUUAUGUAAGUACUCAGUGUUUUUCUUUACUGUAAAAAUAUUCUUUAGAGGAUUCAUUUAUUAAUAGAUCUUCAGAAUGACUUGAGUGUAUUUAUAUAUUGAGUUUGAAUGUAAUGUUUUUAGCAGUAUUCACAAAGUGAGUAAAUUACAAAAUAUGAAAAAUCUAAUUUUGUGAAAAUAUAGUUAAUUGUGAAUAACAAGCUAUUUUGAGAUAUGUUCACUAAUGAUAGAUAAGGAAAACAACUUUUAAGGUAGUUUGUGUAUGUUGAAAUACUUGAAAAAUCAAUAAAAAAGACAUUUGGUGGUUGUGGCAAGUUGUUUUAGUGCAGUUUGGAAAUUUAUAUACAAUUUAUUAACUGGACAUUGGAUUGGAGUGCAUGUGUAUGUUAUACAACUGAUAUAUAUCAGUGAACAUGUCUUGAAUGUAUUCACAUUCACAUUGAAAGAUUAUAAUUUGUUAUUUUUCUGUAAAUCUCUGGCCCAGUAUUAUUCAUAUUAUAUCUUAAUGUAUUUUAAUGAUGUAGCUAUAUUUUCCUUGAAUUCCAUUCCAUUCCAUUUCCCCACUGAGAAAAGAUGACAAGUUCAGCAUUCAUCGUUUCGGAUCAAUUUCUUUAAGCCUUUACAUUAUUUGAUGAGCUUAUCCAGGCAGCAGCUGAACUCUUGAUUACUGUAGACAAAAAAAUCAGGUAAGUUAGACUUUACACAAUAAAUUAAGCAAGUAGAACUUAUGCAGAAAGGACUGGCAGUGAUUUUCAACUAAGAUUAUGUCAGUUAUCUCUUGCCACAUUAUGCAUUGUCAUGCAAGAAAUUAAAUACAUUUUUAUUGUUGAUUAGUAAAAAAUAGUUUUUUUUUUUUUAUUUAACUUUUACAUAAUUGUUUUCCAGUCUGAUAAUGCUAUUAUUUGAUAUUAUUUUCCAGUUAAUAUGUUUUCUGUAUGUAAAAUAUUAAUUGUGUAUACCUCCAUUUAUAAUUUUCAUAUCCAAAUAAAAUGUUCAAAUUUCAAUGGACCCUUUCUGUAAGAAAAUUCAAAUUGUAGAUCUGAGAGACACUUGGUUAAAAUGUAUGCAAGUAUAUUUUGUUGGGAAAAGGUCCAAUUUCAUUUCUGUAUGAUUAGUACUAUAAUUUCAAAAUACUUUUGUUGUUCAUUUAUGCAGAUGACUUAAGUAUGUCGUCAUGUUACAAACAUUUGAUUGUGUAGUAUGACAAAACAGAACAGGACCAGCUUCAAAAGGUGUCUGUGUUGUCAUUCACACAAGACAUUUCAAGACAAUAAAGAGCUUUAUUUGAAUUAUGUGAUGCAAAUUAAGGUAAUGCUUUCUUUGCUGAAUGUAGUAGUUUUAGUAAAGUAAUAUGAAUACCAAAGGUUCUGUCUGUGAUAAAAUUUUCAUACUGCAGGGCCUUUGCCACUCUUUUUGAAUCACACCUUUAUACUGUAUAAAAGUACUUUGGUGCAUCCUGCGUCCAGCUUUCAUUACAUGAUUUGCCUUUAGAGCCAAGUAGACAGUAAAGAAAUAAUUCAAUUAGAACUACUCAUUGACAAUAGACAACGGAUAUCUGAUGUGUGUUUAUAGUUAUAUUUGCUAAUCUAAAGGCCUGUCCAUGCAAGUGGGCACGAGUGGAGAAUUUUUUUCUGAAAAAUUUCUGAUGUCAACAUCUAAGGUGUAUUCAAAAUAUAGUAAUAGGGAGAGGCUUUUUUUUUUUUUUUUUUUUUUUUUUUUUUUUUUUUUUUUUGUUCAUAAGGGGAUGUUUGUGGAUUCCCAGAAUGGUUAAAGGUUAAAACAAAUGUGCUAGAUAUCAUAGGUCAUGAAGCAUUAUGGUAAAGUAUGAGGCAAAAAGGUUAUAGAUGAAUUUACAAUUUGGAUAGUUGGACAGAUUAUGAUGUUGAAAAGAAAGGGGGGGGGGGGGGGGGGGGAAACAAAAUCAUGCAAAAUCAGUUGUGGGGAGGGCCAAGUAGGGGUGAUCCUUAACUUUGGGUCUCAGUCACUGUCUCCUUAGCCCCUCCACAAGAAGAAUGUAGAGAUGUUAUAUAUAUAUAUAUAAUUAUCUGCUGAUGUGUCUUGUCAAUUGUACCCAUCUACACAGGUAAGCAUGACUGGCAGGCAACUAAAGGUGACGUCAACAGGUGAGAAAACAAAAAUUAGUUGUUUGCCAAGUAGUUUGUCCACCUGUGAUGUUGCCUCUAUUCGUGCUCGCCCAUAUGGAUAGGCCUUCAAGAUAUGCCCAUAUAGAAAAAAGCUACUUUUGAACCAAGCUUACUAUAGAGAAAAAAUUAUCUUACACUUUCAUGUAUCUUCAGCCUAGACAUUGCCCUAGCUGUAUUGUGUUCAGUAAUGUUGACCAACAAUAAAGAAAACACUGAUCAAAAGCCAGUGCAAAGAAAGGCAGUUGUCAGUGAUAUAAUUUGCAAACGUAAUGUGUGCCUCCCCUAAUAAGUCAGGAAAUGUAUUUGUCAACCUGAAUUUUGAUAGAAUGUUCAAGCCUGUAACUAGCAAAUAAAAAUACCCAUCAUAUUUCUACACUGUAGGACAGUUUAUAGACUACUUUUCCAAAUACCUGUACAAGUUAUUGUGUAAAUUUUGAAAAUUGUGUGAUAAAAAAUAAAUAUGGUAAAGA
Molecule: messenger RNA, 6009 nt
Organism: Penaeus chinensis
Lineage: Eukaryota; Metazoa; Arthropoda; Malacostraca; Decapoda; Penaeidae
Exons: 4
Coding region: 214-582 (122 amino acids)
Source: RefSeq, a predicted model, not a curated record